This is a messenger RNA of Acipenser ruthenus (sterlet), 4399 nucleotides long. RefSeq lists its product as uncharacterized. Gene Ontology annotation, molecular function: protein binding; GTP binding. NCBI's taxonomy places the organism in Eukaryota, Metazoa, Chordata, Actinopteri, Acipenseriformes, Acipenseridae. The coding region runs from base 132 to 4022 and encodes 1296 amino acids. The record is from RefSeq and is a predicted model, not a curated record. The transcript is spliced from 3 exons.
AACCUUUGUAAGGUUUUAAAUUCUUUCACAUAUAAAAGAUAUCUCUUGACGACAAAGACUUCAGCGUUGCCAGUGUUUGAGUGUUGUUUGGUCUCUUUUGUUAUUCCUGGAGCAGUGAUCCGGAGGGAAAAAUGUCUGACUCGGAGAGUGCUGUUGAGUUGGCGACCCUGGGACGACCUUUCCAGCUCGGAAUGUUGUACGAUUGCCGCAGCGAUGCUCUGAUUCCAGGUGUAACCUUGUGGAACUUUGAGGAGCUGCAAAAAGACAUCGACAGACGUCCACAACCUUACACAGAUUUCCAGAUCAUUGCAUCAGACGCAAUAGAGGAUAAAGCAUCAGCUUUGAAUAUUGAAGCAUCGCUGUCCGCAAGCUUUUUGUGUGGCCUGGUCAAGGUUGAAGGAUCUGCAAAGUAUUUAAAUGACAAGAAGUCUUCUAAAAGGCAAUCUCGUGUCACCAUGCAGUAUUUGACACACACUCGCUUCGAACAACUCACAAUGAACCAGCUAGGGCCUGAAAAUGUAACCUAUCCCAAUGUGUUUAAAGAUGGGACAGCCACUCAUGUCAUUACGGCUGUGUUAUAUGGCGCCCAGGCGUUUUUUGUCUUUGAUAAACAGGUUUCUUCUGAAGAGAAUGAACAAGACAUUCAGGGCAACUUGAAAGUUAUGAUUAAAAAAAUACCUUUGAUAUCAAUUGAAGGGGAAGGCUCUCUCAAAAUGACAGAUGAAGAAAAGAAAAGUACUGAGCAGUUCAGUUGCAAAUUCUACGGUGAUUUUGCUCUGGAAAACAAUCCUGUUACUUUUGAGGAAGCAAUUAAAACCUACAGCCUUCUCCCAAAACUGCUUGGGCAAAACGGUGAACAUGCUGUACCCAUGAGGGUGUGGCUUUACCCACUAAAUAAACUGGACUCCCAAGCAGCUCAACUUGUGCGGGAAAUUAGCAUUGGGCUCAUCCGGCGCUCCCAUCAAGUCUUGGAAGAGUUAAAUGAAUACGAUGCACAAUGCAAUGAUCUGAUGAACGACCGAAUCGCUGUCCAGUUUCCAGAGAUUAAAACAAAGAUCAGAAAUUUCAAAGGCAUGUGUUCAGAGUACAAGCUGGUGUUUCAGAAGUCUUUAGCUAGAACACUGCCUUCCAUCCGUGGAGGGGGGAAAGAGGAAGGCGUGGUGACAGACAUACUGACCGGCAAGGAGCAGUCACCGUUCCGAAACGAGAUGCUGGCAGGGUGGCUGGAAGAUAAAGAACGAGAGAUAAAUGUCUUGAGGUCUCAUUUCAGCAUCAUGAAAAAUGCAACGCUGGUGUCAUCAAGCAGUGAGCUGGACCGCAUAGUCCUGGAUCCUAGCAAUGAGUUUGUAGUGUGCUUCAUGUUUACUUCUUUAAAGCAAAAAGAAACUUAUCUGAAGAGUUUAAGAACCUACUUAGCAUGCCAAACAUCUGAGAUCAGUGAAGUAAAAACAACGGACACUUGUGAGUCAGAGGAAGCAGAAGAUAAAUGGUUCAGAUCUGCGGAGAUAUCCAUGCAGGCGACAGAACGUGUGAGAUUGUUUUUGGAUUUCGAGGAAGCAAACAAAAGUAAAGAGAGCCUCAAGUUCAUUGUGGCCUCCAUACAAGAUGACACCAAUCUGGGUUCUUCAAUUUAUCUCUUUAAAAGAGGGAUUUUGGAGAGUAAAAACUUUGAGCUCCCCUCCAAACCCGAGCCACCAGUUGUGGGUAGAACAACAUAUAACAGUAUGGAGCUAACGUUCCCUCCUCUGCAGAAUGGCUUCAGUGAGAUUGUGAAGUAUCAGGUGAUGUACCAGAAAGUGGAGAACAGUGAAUGGAUCACACUGGAUACUAAAGUCAAAACCGAAUUGUUUACCGUGUCGGGUUUAGAAGCAAAUACUAACUACAGGUUUCAGUAUGAAGCAGUGUGCAAACCAGGCAUAAGCUUGACUAGUGAUCCAACAGAGAGCAAGACACUCCCAACAAGCCCUCCUGAUAAUCUUUCAAAGAACCACAUUGACCCGCAGUCCAUUACAGUGGUUUGGGAUAAGCCCUUGUCUAUAGGAGAGGGAGCAACUAUUUUUUGCUACACAGUUCAAUACAGAGAAGAUCACGAUGAAACUGAAAAAUGGACUGAAGUAAAAACACAGAAAACAAAGUGCCUGCACACAGUGGAGAAUCUAAAACCCAGUCAUCGCUACAGAUUCAGGGUGUCUUCUGAUUGUGGAAAAGCAGGGAAGAGUGCACUGAGUGCUGAAGUAGUAAUUGCAACACUAUCGGAGGAGGAAGCUAAAUCAAAGAAAGAACUUCAGGAUGAAAUACAGAGUGAAAGAUUCCUAGAAUUCUCCAUUCCUGUAGGAGAAGGGCCUCCUGCAGUUCAUCAACUGUCCUUACAUGAAGAGCCCCUGGGGAACAGUGAGCAUUAUCAGAAGUUUAUAUUCGGAAGGGGGGUGGGAAAGGAGACCAAUAAAGUGGUGAUGGUUGUGGGGGCUACAGGAGCAGGGAAGUCCACCCUCAUCAAUGGAAUGGUAAAUUACAUCUUGGGGGUUCAGUGGGAAGAUCAUUUUCGGUUCAAACUGAUCCAUGAAGAUACAAAACGAACGCAAGCGGAAAGCCAGACUUCCAUUGUGACGGCGUAUGAACUGAGUCGCCAGGAGGGAUUCCAGGUCCCAUUCUCUCUCACCAUCAUCGACACACCUGGGUUUGGAGACACCAGAGGUAUGGAUAAAGACAAACUGAUCACUCAGCAGCUUAAAGAUUUCUUUUCAGACCCAGAUGGAGUUGAUCAUAUCGACGCGGUGUGCUUCGUUGUCCAGGCAUCUCUGGCACGCCUUACUAAACCACAACAGUACGUCUUUGAUUCAAUCCUUUCCAUUUUCGGAAAAGACAUUGAGAACAAUAUAUUGAUACUGGUCACAUUCGCAGACUGUGAAGAUAUCCCUGCUUUAGAAGCUAUCAAGGCAGCGGAGUUGCCCUGCAACAAAGAUAAAAAAGGGAAACCGACUAAUUUUGCUUUUAAUAAUUCUGCGUUAUAUAUAAGCAAUUUUGCAAAGAAGAAACUCUGUGAUGAUGAUGAGGAUUCGGAUUCAGAUUCCAAAAGCGAUGAUGAGGACAACAGUCUUCGGAAGAAGAAAGACAUCUGGAUUGACACUUCAAAAAACAUGAAGAAGUUCUUUAGGAUGUUGGGGAAAGUGGAACAAAGGAGUUUAGUUUUAACAAGAAAAGUGCUUGAAGAGCGCCAGCGCCUUGAGAUCGCCCUGGAAAAACUGGUGCCUCAGAUCCGAAUAGGCUUGUUAAAGAUGAGUGAAAUCAAAAGUACAAAGUCGUGCCUGGAACAGAGCGAAGCAAACAUAAAUGCAAAUAAAGAUUUUGAAGUUGUAAAAGAAGAGUUGAAAGGUAAAAGGAAAGCAACACACGUUUUGUCGACCAACUGCAACAUGUGUAAUUUUUCUUGCCACCCUGCCUGCUAUCUGCCCACGCCUGAAGAGAUAAGGUCAUGUGCAGUCAUGGAUGAUGAUGGAAACUGUGUAAUAUGCCCUGGGAACUGUCGCUACGACUCCCAUUUAUCUGAAAAAGCAAUGUGGGAAUACGAACCAGUGAAGGUAAAAACUACAGUCUCGAAGCUAAAGGAAAAUUUCGUAAAAGCGACCGGUGAGUUUAUGAGCACCAAAGAAAUUCUCACAAGGCUGGAAGAUGAGCUUUCCAUUAUUGAAGACAAAUUGAUGCAACUCAUUGAGCUCUCGUCCAGCUGUCUGGCUCGACUUGAAGAAAUCGCUUUGAAACCCAAAACUCUGUCAACAUCGGAAUACAUCGACCUCCUCAUUCGCAAUGAGAAAGAAGAUAAAAAACCCGGGUUCGAGGACCGCAUCCAAAACUUAGAAACAAUGAAGAAAAAUUCUGACCUGCUGGCGAAGAUUGCCAGAGGAGAAAAACUACUACCUGAUGAGAAAAAGAAAUACAGAGCAAAGAUGGAACGGAUGAAAAGAGUUAGUCUUCAAAUAAAGCAAACCUCAUCUAUUGUAAAAUCCUGGCAGUCUGGACACUGAACUAGGAUUGCAAACAGGCUCCACAAUCCCAGGACACUUUGAGACAGAACAGGUUUUAGACUUGUCCCUAAACUGAAUUAAAUGAAUGUGUAAAUGAGCUCCUAUAUAUCUGCUAAGAUAAAUAGUGUCGCUGAAUUACUGUGCUCAGCAAACAAGUCAAAAUGAUAAACAGUUUACCAUACUGCCUCCGAUCAGAUCUAAUGAAGAGCUGAGCAACACUACUGAUAUGAUUGGGAGAGUCAUUGCAUGUUAUGGGCAAUUUUGAAUAGCAAAUAAAUAAAUACAUGUUAACUUAUUAGUGGCUCCACAAAAACACACACACACACACACACACAUAUAUAUAUAUAUAUAUAUAUAUAUAUAUAUAUAUAUAUAUA